Molecule: messenger RNA, 927 nt
Organism: Miscanthus lutarioriparius
Lineage: Eukaryota; Viridiplantae; Streptophyta; Magnoliopsida; Poales; Poaceae
Source: the annotation of a GenBank genome assembly
AUGCGGGAUGCCGAGGCUGAUGCGAGGCAAAGAGGCGGAGGAAAAACAAGGGCGGCGGCGAGAGCUCGGCUUACUUGCGUUCGCCUAGGGAAGAAGAAGAAAGCUUCUUCCGGGCCUCCUGGCGAGUCUGCCUCCGCGGAGGAGCCAGUAUACCUGGUGGUGGAGCAUGGAGUCGAGGAGCCCACCCACUCCAUCCUCGAGUUGGGUCGCGGCACGGCCCUCGGAUCGUGGGUCUUGGCUUUGAUAGAACCUCCAUAUACGACCCCAAAAACUUUCACGGAGGUUCUCGGGCCCCGUCUUCUCUACCCUAUGAUGGAUCCCAUCCUGAUCCCGCACGGCAGCGAGUUGUACGCGCUCUCUCGCUGCCCCGCCGUCGUUGGGGAGGUGGAGUUCAUGCCCUGGUUCUUCGUCUUUGACCUGAAUCUGCCUUACGUCGGUGGCGCCACUGGAUGGCGUGAGAUGCCGCCGCCGCCCAUCUUUCCGUGCCGCCUCAAUCCGCUGGAGUACCGCAACUCGCCGGAGGUUCGUGUUGCUUCUUACGCCAUGGUCGGCUCCCACAUUGUGCUCUCUGUGCAGCAAGACAAGGGUACCUGUGCUUUGGAUGUGGACACCAAGAAGUGGGAGAUGGUGGACAGUAAGAACCUGCCUUUCAUUGGCCACGCUGUGCCCCUCGGUGGCCACCACUUUGUUGCCUGCUCCAAAGCAAGGGACGGUGCCGCUGCUGUGUUCUUCAUGGAGGUCGCCCCGCCAGAGGGCAAGCUGGAGAAAGCGCGCAUUGUUCAUCGCACUUACUCUCAGGUGGAGGGGGAUGAUGCUAGGACAAAUUCGGUUGUCAUAGUUAAGCAGCAGAGGCAGAUUUACAAACUACAUGAUCGAUCCUGUCAUUUGGCUUAUCCUUUACCGGUGGUUGCUGCUUUAACCUUGUAA